AAUUGAAAUGUGUUGAACAAGAAAUUUGAGGGCAAAUAAAUCGAACAUAUAUAACAUAAUGAAUUGUAACACGGAGGAGGUUUGUACCCCAAAACUUGAACCCUCCCAACUAAAACUUCAAGCGAGCAAGGCAACUGCUCGUACUAUACUCUCUAUUCUGAAAUUAUGAAAUAAUAUUUAACACAGAUCGACUCUUCCCCCUUUUCCCUUGCCUCUGUCCUCGUACAUUCUUCCCUCCCUGUAUAAAACCCACACAAUUUGAAGUUGCUGAAUUAGGGUUUUCAGUCUUCGUAUGAACUAGUUCAUUGGGUCGAAGAAGAAAGAAGAAGAAAGAAGAAUGCUGGGUCCUACCGCAUCGAAGUGGUACAGAGCCAGCGGGCUUCUCUUCCAACUUAGACCCCAUCGCGGCUUCAAAGCAAAUUCCUUUAGCACCAGAACCGCCUUCCAUGGAAACCCAAUUCUCCUUCCAAAAACUUUGACUUCGAACAGCGUCCGUACAACAUCAAGACUCCCUUUCCAUGUCAACGCUUUCCUCUCCGAUGCCUCAUCAGCUCCUUCCCCGCCAGAUGGCCGCUCGUGGUUCUCUACAUCGCCGGACCUGAGAAAUCCAACUCCUCCAGUUUCUAAGGGAACUUCCGUCGAACAGAUUACGAACGUUAAGAUCUUCCGAACUCUCGCAAGUUACUUGUGGAUGAAAGAUAACUAUGAAUUCCGUAUCAGGGUCAUUGCUGCCUUGGGCUUCUUGGUUGGGGCUAAGGUUCUCAAUGUUCAAGUGCCUUUCCUCUUCAAGCUUGCUGUGGAUUGGUUGACCUCAGCUAAUGGCAAUGCUACCGCACUUGCUUCUUUCACUGCCGCCAAUUCAACCCAGUUGGCUCUUUUUGCAACUCCUGUUUCGGUUUUAAUUGGAUAUGGGAUUGCACGCACGGGUGCUUCUGCUUUCAACGAAUUACGGACUGCUGUGUUUUCUAAAGUAGCAUUGCGAACAAUCCGAUCAGUGUCUAGGAAGGUCUUCUCUCAUUUGCAUGACCUUGAUCUUCGGUAUCAUCUUAGUCGAGAAACCGGCGCACUAAAUAGGAUAAUUGACCGUGGUAGCCGUGCAAUAAAUUUUAUUCUAUCGUCUAUGGUGUUCAAUGUUGUGCCCACGAUCUUAGAGAUAUCUAUGGUUUCAGGUAUACUGGCUUACAAAUUUGGAGCACCUUUUGCAUGGAUCACUUCACUGUCAGUUGCUGCAUAUGUGGCAUUUACAUUGACUGUCACACAGUGGAGGACUAAGUUUAGGAAGGCCAUGAAUAAGGCUGAUAAUGAUGCUAGUACAAGGGCAAUUGAUUCACUUAUUAAUUAUGAGACUGUAAAAUAUUUCAAUAACGAAGCUUAUGAAGCCAGUAAAUAUGAUGAGUACUUAAAGAGGUACGAAGAUGCUGCCUUAAAAACACAACGCAGUCUUGCUUUUCUGAACUUCGGCCAAAAUAUUAUAUUUAGCACGGCUCUAUCAACUGCUAUGGUGCUGUGUUCAAAUGGUAUUAUGAGUGGCAAUAUGACAGUUGGUGAUUUGGUCAUGGUGAAUGGGCUUCUAUUCCAGCUAUCACUUCCACUCAAUUUCCUUGGUAGUGUUUAUCGUGAGACUAUACAGAGUCUUGUCGACAUGAAAUCUCUGUUUCAGUUACUGGAGGAAAGGGCUGAAAUUGGUGACAAAGAUGAUGCAAAGCAUCUGAAGUUAAGUGGGGGGAGCAUUCAAUAUGACAACGUACAUUUCAGUUAUCUGACAGAAAGAAAGAUUCUUGAUGGGAUAUCAUUUGUUGUACCUGCUGGGAAGAGUGUGGCUAUUGUUGGAACCAGCGGAAGUGGCAAGUCAACCAUUCUCAGAUUGCUCUUCAGGUUUUUUGACACCCAUUCUGGAAGUAUAAAGAUAGAUGGUCAAGAUAUUCGGAAUCUGACACUUGAGAGUGUACGGAAGUCUAUUGGCGUUGUGCCCCAAGAUACAGUACUUUUCAAUGACACAAUAUUUCAUAACAUUCAUUAUGGUCGUCUUUCAGCAACAAAAGAAGAGGUGUAUGAUGCUGCUCGUCGUGCAGCAAUACAUGACACUAUCAUGAAAUUCCCUGACAGGUAUUCUACUGUUGUGGGGGAACGAGGGCUCAAGUUAAGUGGUGGUGAGAAACAGCGUGUGGCACUGGCUCGUGCAUUCUUGAAAGCACCUCCAAUUCUGUUAUGUGAUGAAGCUACAAGUGCACUAGAUAGCACCACGGAAGCGGAAAUAUUAAAUGCAUUGAAGUCCUUGGCAACUAAUCGAACUUCAAUUUUCAUUGCCCAUAGGCUAACCACUGCAAUGCAGUGCGAUGAGAUAAUUGUUCUGGAGAACGGGAAAGUGGUUGAGCAGGGGCCCCAUGAUGUUCUCUUGUCUAAGGCGGGGAGAUAUGCACAGCUCUGGGGACAGCAAAAUAACACAAUUGAUGCACUUGAUUCCAGCGUCAAAUUGGGGGCGUGAAUGUUGUUCCCAUUCCUCCAUCACUCUCUCCCUCCAGAAAUAAGAGUGGCUUAAGAAGUUGCUUUUCUGUCUGCCUUCCAGUUUUCUAUUAGCCACCUUGGAUAUUGAAUUAUAGGUAUAUCAAUGCACUUUGGAGUAAGCAAUGUUCUCAGGUGCGCUUGAAAGAUUGAUAAAUGGCGUGUGUUUUUCGCCAUAAGAUCCUU
This is a messenger RNA of Prunus mume (Japanese apricot), 2688 nucleotides long. It is a transcript of the gene ABCB25, whose product is annotated as ABC transporter of the mitochondrion 3. Gene Ontology annotation, molecular function: ATP binding; ABC-type transporter activity; ATP hydrolysis activity. Gene Ontology annotation, cellular component: mitochondrial inner membrane. Gene Ontology annotation, biological process: transmembrane transport; intracellular iron ion homeostasis. The record is from RefSeq and is a predicted model, not a curated record. Lineage: Eukaryota; Viridiplantae; Streptophyta; Magnoliopsida; Rosales; Rosaceae.